CUCCGCCCGCCAACUAUGGCCGCCGCCGUCUCUCGCCGCGGCUUGGCCGCGUUGCUGCUGGGCCGCCGCCCCGGCCCGCUGCCGUCCUGCCUGCGCCCGCCGCCCGCCCGCCGCCGCCUCCUCAGCGCCGCCGCCUCACUCGGGCCGGGGCCGGGAGCGCCGCAGGCCGCGGUCCCGCUCCUCGCUGCCGCGCGCCGCUACAGCCAGGUUAUCGACUCGCCGACACAGGAAGGUCAGCUCGCGGAGCAGGACCCGGAGCCACCCAAGGCAGAGAAUGAGGACUCCGUGUUUCUCAUCAGGGCGCAUGGCUUCCCCUUCGCGUGCACCAAGAAGGAGAUGAUGGCCUUCUUUGAUAGCUGUAAGAUCCGGAAUGGUGAGAAUGGCAUACACUUCCUCCUAAACAGGGAUGGGAGGCGCAGAGGAGAUGCCUUGAUCGAGCUCGAGUCAAAAGCAGAUGUCCAGAAAGCAUUGGAAAAGAACUUGAGAUACAUGGGCACACGUUACGUGAAAGUUCAUGAAAUACACGAUAAAGAUGUAGAUGGCUUACUGCAGAGCCUGCGGUAUGAGUCGCAGGUCAUGAGCGAUGGAGUUGUACUACUCAGAGGCCUUCCGUUCGACUCCACGGAGGAUGACAUUGCAGAUUUUUUUGCAGGUUUGAGGAUAACUGACAUAACUUUUGUCUAUCGGGGAGAAAGAAAAACGGGAGAAGCUUAUGUGCAGUUUGCAGCUCCGGAAAUGGUAGCUAAAGCCCUACUAAGGCAUAAGGAGUACAUGGAGAAUAGAUAUAUAGAAGUAUACAUAAGUACAAAGCGUGAAAUGCAGAGGCAUUUGUCUCUUCGCAAGGAGAUGGUAAGACUGAGAAGAGAGCUUGGAUCCACUGCAGAAGAAAGGGAGUUGGAUUACACCAGAGGCUCCAGUGCCGAAAGAGAGAACGAACUGGCUAGCGAAGCAGCAGAAAGUUCCAGGCCUUGUUCACAAUCUGGGAGCAUCUUAUCGUCACUACGCACCGUCCAUGUGAGGGGUUUUCCUACCCAAGUUAGCGCCCAAGACAUAGUAGACUUUUUUGCCCCACUGAGGCCCUCAAGGAUCCUAAUAGAAUACAACUCUGAUGGAGUUGCCACAGGCGAGGCUGAUGUGCAUUUUGAGAGCCACGACGACGCAGUCGCUGCAAUGGCUAAGGAGAGGGCACAGCUGCAGUUUGGUGCUGUUGAAGUAUUUCUGAAGGAACAUCCAAAGGCUGCAGGACACCACUAGUGACAGUGGCAAGAUCUCAGAUUUGGUCGAAGUGAAUGCAUUCCUGGGGUACAAGCAGAGAUCGAGCAUGAGAGUUGCUGCUCAUUUUCAAGGAUAAGCUGUGUAAAACAUCAUUUGGAUUUAUGUAACAGCAUGUAAUAAAGUGUGUUGAUAUGCUGUA
Numida meleagris (helmeted guineafowl) is the source of this 1414-nucleotide messenger RNA. RefSeq names its product G-rich RNA sequence binding factor 1 (gene GRSF1). Gene Ontology annotation, biological process: regulation of RNA splicing. Gene Ontology annotation, cellular component: nucleoplasm; ribonucleoprotein complex. Gene Ontology annotation, molecular function: RNA binding. NCBI's taxonomy places the organism in Eukaryota, Metazoa, Chordata, Aves, Galliformes, Numididae. The record is from RefSeq and is a predicted model, not a curated record. The transcript is spliced from 10 exons. The coding region runs from base 16 to 1254 and encodes 412 amino acids.